This is a messenger RNA of Pelobates cultripes (western spadefoot toad), 28314 nucleotides long. NCBI's taxonomy places the organism in Eukaryota, Metazoa, Chordata, Amphibia, Anura, Pelobatidae. The record is from the annotation of a GenBank genome assembly.
CCCGGUGCUACACUCAUUACUGUCCCCCAGCAAAAGUGUUUGGGGACAUGCAGAGCACAUAGAGUGGUAUUAGGUGCAUAUUAUCCCCAAUCUCUGGAUUUAAGGACAUACAGCUAUAUAUUUUUGAGCAUUGAAUAAUUUGUAUUUUUUUUAAGUAGAUCUUUCCUAUCACAAUCUAAAACUAAUCUUUUAUUUACAGGAAGAGAAGCCACAUCCACCAGCAGAUCUAUAUUUUGCUUUCAGUAAUUAAUCAGAUGCAUAGUUAAUGUACAUAUUUUUAUUCAGUCACUGUGUACAUUGUUUGCACAUUUAUAAUUUAAGCAAUAUAUGUGUUUAUAGAAUAUAUAACUCACCACCUUGUCUAUUACAGGUGAAAAAAAAAAAUAUAUAUAUAUAUAUUUUUUUUUACAUACUCUUAAAAUAACAGAAAUAAUAUACAUAUUUUUAUAUAUAUAUAUUUUAUAUUUAUACUGCAGCUUUAUGAGUCCUUAAGUGUGUUGGUAGAUAUAUGACCUAGUUAGAAAUCUUAUACAUGGAAGAAAGAUUGAGGGAGGCUUCUGCUUUGGGGGACUUGGAAGAAGUGCAGAGUAUUAUCAAAAGUGGGGCAGAUGUCAACAAUCAGAAUGAGAUCAACGGAUGGUAAGUUAAUAUUAUGUUUUAUUAAAUCAGAAAGAAACACACACAUCUAGGGAUAAUGAUUGGUUGCAUGAGAAAUUAGUUGCAUGUACAAGCAACAAUUUUUUUUCAUGUAACCAUUCAUUAUCCCUAGAUGUGUGUGUUUCUUUCUCCUUUUUCUUAUGUGUGUGUUGAGUAUAUUUAUAUACUAAAAUAUAGGUGUUUGCAAAUCAUAUGCAUUGAUCAUAUAUGUAACAUCACAUGUAUCUUUAACCCCCCCCCCCCCCCCCCUUCAACCCUCAUGUGAUGUGCACGUCCUGUAGUCUGUAAGCUCGUUUGAGCAGGGCCCUCUUCAACCUAUCGUUCCUGUAGGUUUUCUUGUAAUUGUGCUAUUUAUAGUUAAAUCCCCAUCUUAUAAUAUUGUAAAGCGCUACAGAAUCUACUGGCGCUAUAUAAAUGGCGAUAAUAAUGUCAUUCCAAAAUACAUGUCUCAAGUGUCCUUUUAGGCCUGGCAUUUUAGUGCAGAUGCCAUGGUGUCAUGUUUUUUAAUGUAUUUUUUUUAACUUCCUCAUCAAAAGUGAAGGACAAAUUAUUUAGUAUUGACUGUUCAUGUAUGUAUUUGCCAACUAUUUGUCUAGCACAAUAUAUAGAUUACAUUUUCAACACUGCUCAAUGUUACUCUCCAACAUUUGUUUUGACCAACUAUUUUACAGGAACAUGUCAAGCACUAUACUAAAAUAAUAUAUAUGUAACUACUUUAUGAUAAAUACUAAUUACUGUUAUUCAAAUGAGUUUUAGACAGGCAUAGUUAGCCAAGGUAUAGUGGAACCUAUCAUCUCAAUAACCACUACAGGUGUUCUGAAGUGGUUAUGGUGCAAUUAGUUUUUGGGUGCCACGUCUCAGGAUAAAGUAACAUGAACUACGCAACUACUAAGAAACCCUGAUGUAACUAGCAUACAAGUAAGAGUUGGCUUGUCAGCUGUUGUCUGAUCUCUUUAAAUAAGAUUAUGGUAUCCAUUGUUAAUCAUACCCUAGCAUGGGUGUGACAGUUGGAGAUGCAUGUAUUCUGGCAUCAAGGGUAGCCUUGAUAGUGUAGUAAAAUAGCAAGGGACAGGUAGCUUGCAAGCUGUUAGAGAGGCAUAUUAAAUAAGGUCAGACUACAAUCCGUUAAUCCGUUGUUGAUUUUAUUAAAAUUAGAGUGUGUACCAAGGCACUUUAAAGAGACACUCUAUGCACUAUAGCUACAAGAGCGCAUUGUGGCAGUUAUGGUACAAGGAGUCUCUCCCCAGUUUGUGUCAAAACCUUUUCAAGUGUUCUGACAAAACCAGAUCUCUCCCAGUAUAAAGUACUGGUCUCCCUGCUGCAGCUCGGCUCUUGUUGACGUGAGCUAACGUAUAACGAAGAGGUGGUUUUAUCAGAGUCUCUACAGCAAUUGGAUAAAUACUUGCAAAACAUUCAGGGAUAUAAUUUUUAAUUAGUGGGGUAAUAGCGUCUUGAUCCAGGGAGAUAUCUGACUGCCAUUCUAAGGUCAAGAAGGAUUUUUUUUUCUAGUUAGUGGCAGAAUUGUUAGCGCUUCAGACUGGCUUUUUUUGCCUUCUUUUGGAUCAACAGCAAAAACAACAGCAAAAACAGAUGUGAGAGAGACUGAACUUGGUGGACACAUGUCUCUUUCCUUUUCAGCUAUGUAACUAUUAGCCGUCCUACUUAUAAUAACAGUAAUAGGAUGAGUGCUCUGAGCUAAACAGUCCCCUAUCCUGAUAUAAAAUGUGUAUAUUUCUAUUUCCCUAGGACUUCCCUUCACUGGGCUUGUAAAAGAAAUCAAAUUCAGGUUGUGUCUUAUCUGCUAGAAUCGGGAGCGGACAAUACCAUUCUCACAACCAAAGGGGAGAGACCAGAGCAACUGACAUCAAAGAACGAAAUAAAGAAAUUAUUGGGAGGUAAGACAUGACACACAAAAAGAAAGAAAAGAAUACGGAUAAAAGGACAUAAAAAAAUUCCUAUAAAGGAAGGAGCAACCCAGAAAGUAAUAAUCGUUAAAACAUACCUUUUAAUAAGUGUACGGAAACCAAGUACAUUUAAACCUCAAUCGGUAGUUUCCUCCCGAACCACUAGAGCCCAGUGAAUAUAGCCCUCCGUUCGGUAGUUAUGGUAGACAAAUCCUAGUGUAGUUCCAAUAGUGUCACUGGAUAAUUCCCUCAGUAAAACACACGAAUUCCCAAACAUCAGUCGUAGUCAGAAGAAGGGUGCAAAGAUGAACUGAAGAUUUAUUGAUAGACACUCUCUUUUUAUGGGAUUCUGCCCAUGCAAGGGAGACUCCCCCCUAAUUAACAAUACAACCAAUCCUGACAAUAUACAUACUGUACAUCUCCUCCCCUCAGAUAAUCCAUUAACACAAUUAAAACGGAACACAUUUUCCCCAAAGUCUGGAUGUACCCUAAAUACUUGAUAGCUGGACUCUGGGGGACCAACAUAUUAAAGAAUCAGCCCAUUCGGUUCAGCCGUUCGGGAGAUAUGGGUGGGCGUGAUCAUUACAAAUCGUCAAAAUGAAAUGAGUAUAGAGGCGGCAGUUGAGGAAAGUAAUUAAAUUAACCCUUUCAUGAUAAUGCAAGUGACCCGCUCGAUACUAAAAGAAGAAAAACUACCACAACAAGAGGACAUAGUCUUAAAUUAGAGGGGCAAAGGUUUAAAAAUAAUAUCAGGAAGUAUUACUUUACUGAGAGGGUAGUGGAUGCAUGGAAUAGCCUUCCAGCUGAAGUGGUAGAGGUUAACACAGUAAAGGAGUUUAAGCAUGCGUGGGAUAGGCAUAAGGCUAUCCUAACUAUAAGAUAAGACUAGGGACUAAUGAAAGUAUUUAGAAAAUUGGGCAGACUAGAUGGGCCAAAUGGUUCUUAUCUGCUGUCACAUUCUAUGUUUCUACUACAAAUAGGACUGUAUAUAAAAAAUAUUCUUGUAGUAUGUACAUGUAAAUACGAGACUGUAUGCGGUGUGAAAAGGUAUAACGUGGCCAGUGAUCAUUGAUUAGAUAUGCAAUUAAUUUUGGUCCGAAUUUGAAUUCGGACGAAUUUUGGCAAUUCGGAUGCUUCCUAAUGUCCGAAGUGCUGAACUUCGGAAGUGCAGAACCCAAGUGCUUUGGAUUUCUGCAAAGGGGCAAAACAGGAGAGGGAGGGGAAAUUGAGGUAAUGAUGACAGGAAUCUAACCCUAACCCCACCACUAACCCUCCCCCUACAAGAGGUUGGGGUUAGGCUAGGAGUAGGGUUGGAGCUAGGUUAGGGUAGGUUUAGGGUUAGAGUUAGGGUUGGGGUUAGAUUAGGGGUAGGGUUAGGCUUAGGUUAGUGGUAGGGCUAGGCUUAGGGGAUUGCCGAAGUCCCAAAUUAAAUUUUUUGCCCAUGCACAUCCCUAUCAUUGAUAGAAAGUUCACUGUAUGAAGGAGGUUAGUAUUCUAAUGAUUUGGUAAACAUAUAUACAACGGCAAUAAGUAACAUAAAUAUUAUUAUAUUAAUAGCUUUAAUUAAUAGAUCGUGUUCUAAAUAAGCUCAAUGGCUUAUUACAUUGUCCCAGCAAAUAGAUGUAUCCAAAGGCAUUAUAGCACGAGUGACAAUCAAAAUAGUUAAAAUCUAAAAAUUAAACCCCUAAACAAGGGGGGAAUUAUUAACUGAUGAACACUUUAUAUUGAUAUAACCAUAAAAUUGAAAUUGAAAGGGAACAACUUUCCUCUUAUGGAAAAAUAGAACAUCCAACGCUACCUUGACUUUUAGAUGUUACUGUAUGAGUUCUGUUUGGAUGGGUGAUCUGACAUGUGAAUGACUUUUUGUGAAUAUUUAUUAAAGAAACUUAAUGUACAGAUUAUAAGUUUCCUAGAGACAUCGAAUACUAGAGUGAAUAAAAAAGUAAAGUGUGAUACUGAUGGCUAAAUCCAUCAUCAAAGAGGUAAGACAUGAAUUUCGUCUGGAAAAAUUACUUUAAAUUUUCUAUCAUUUUACCCAGUGCACAGCCAUAGUACAUCAGAAUUAAUAAAAAAUCACUAUGUUUGGACAUAACACAAAAGGUCUUUGCAUAAUAGGGCUUUUGUCACUUGCAAUUAUCUUUCAAUUUACCUACAUCUUCACAGCCAGCAUGUCUCCAUGUAGAUCUGGGGGAAAUUUGGACAAACCUUGCUUCAAUCUGUAUAAAAAAUUGAGGCAGACCAUGCCUUCAUUCAGUGAUAUGACCACAAAUAUACUGCAGGCACGGCAAUGUUUACCUUGCAGGGUUAACAUGCUUCUAUUGGCAGUCUCCCUGACAGCCACUAGAGGCGCUUCCACCCAUAUAGCGGCUUUUUCAAUCAGAUGAUCUCAUAGAGACCGUUUUGAUUGGCGCAGCUCUGCCUAUGGGGAAACAUUGGAUUGUCUCAGACCUUCUACAUCGAUGAUCUCACGUAAAGUAAAUCUCACCUUUCAAACCCUCACACGGUGGGGACUGGGCACUAAAAUAUAGGUAGUUAAAGACUAUAGUGUUAGGAACACAUGUUUGGAGUAACUGGAAAGAGUCUGUCUUUAGGCAUGCUCAGCUCUUUCUAAAUGCUCCAUUCUGUUGCACAAUUCAUAAGGAUUGAGGUUGCAGGAAAAUAUGAGCCUCCGACUGUCAAACUAAUUUAUGAUGAGUGCUCACUUUGAGAAGAACAAUUCAUGCAGAGAUCUGUGAGUUUUGUGCUCAAAAAAAUCAUUCAUUUAUACAUGACCCCUAGUCAUGAAGCUGGCAACUCUCUCUUGUUUAUGGGGUGGAUCUGGAAGAAUGCUGAAGGGGAUUAUUGCAGGAUACGUUAGAUAACUCCUAUAAUUUUCUAAUAGCCAUUUAUGUAACAGAAUGGUCAUAGAAAUGACCACUAAAUUCUUCCAGACCACUUCAUCUCAGUGGGUACAGUGAUCCUGUACUUUUAACCCUUUAAUGUAAAAACCAUUACUGUUUUGUAAUGGAUUAAGCAAGCCUCUAGUGUAAUGUGCAUGAAUUCUCCAAUCCAUAGCUUUUCUAUGAGAAGCCUUGGAUUGGACGAGAUCCCAGGUGACAUUAGCUUGCUUGCUGACAUCACCGGAGGCUAGAUUGGAAGAGUCUCAGCGCUGGAAGUGAGAUGAGUAAUAUUUUUUUUAGAAUAUUUUUUAAAUGGCAAAGGGGGGCAGUUUGUACAUUGCAAUAAAGAAAAUGUCUGCAAACUCUUUUCUGAGUGCAUUCACUAUAGUUUAAAUGUGCAGACUUGUAAAUUUGAUUGCUGCAGAUCUGUGGGAUUUACUCAUGCAUAAAAUAAAUUCGGACCUCCUUGAAAUGAGGCAAAGAAAGAGAAAGAAACUGCACUCAAUUCACUACAGACACUGGAUGCGUAACUGAACCGAGGGCCAGCACAAUCCCAUAGAGUAGAUACCAGUGUUAGAGAGAAGGUCCAGUCACUCCAAUGUCUUCAGGCACCUUCAUUAGAACAUGUGGGGGUCGAAACGUCGCAGCACUUGACAAAGACCCCUUGGGGGGUCAAAAUGGUGCAGUGUUCCACAGGUUGUUAUAAAAUGUGUCUAAAGACAUUGGAGCGCCUGGAUCUUCUGUCUAACACUCCUUGAAAUGAGGGACAUUUGGACAGAAAAAAAAUGAAAGAAGAGGUAUUGGAGAUUUAUCAUAUAGUGAGGGUUGUGUAGAAGUAUAUUUUAGUGAAUGGUUUGUAAACCUAUGGAUGUAUGUAAGUAGCUGCAUAGUAAGGGUGGUUUAUAAAAAUGAAGAUUGGUGAAUAGUGAGGGUGUGAAAAUGAUUGUUUUAUUAUAAGGCAUGUGCAAAAGUGAAUGCUGGAUAUAAUGAUAAGUGUUUGAGAGUGAAGGUGUAUAGUUAUGGUGUGUGAAAGUGAAGGUUUGUGUAUAGUAAUGGGAUGUGUGCAAUAGAAGACUGGUCUACGGUGAUGAGUUUGUAAAACUGAUGGUUGUGUAACAGUGAAAGCGAUACAUAGAGGUGCGUGCUAACCUGAAAUCAGUUGUGAAGGGCCUCGUCCAAUGAUUAAAUGAUAAGGUUUUGAAUGGACCAGUAGGGACUCUUGUAGCUUAUGAAAAUGUUCUGUGAUCAUAUUCUAUUUAAUAUCGCAACAAAAGAAGUGCCUUGCCAGUUCUGAUUGUCUUCCAGGCUGUCUGUUUAUACUUUGUCCAGGUAACGCAUUUAAAUAACCUGUCUGAUUGUUUAAUAUUUCAGUGGAAGACCUUGAAACUGAAGAUGUAAAACCUGAAUCGGGAUUGCCAUUUGUUCCAAAUUAUUUAGCAAAUCCACCUUUUCCGUACAGUUAUAACAGAGAGUCGUCUUCCAAGGAAGCAUAUUCUACCACGUCCCAUUCUGAAAAUGGCGGCUCCUGCUGCGCUCCCCAGUCCACAGCUAGCUUCCCUUUGGUCACCAACGGAAUGGAAAAUAUACACAUUUCUACCUCAUCAAAGAAAGAAGACACUUUGCCAGCAUUAUUCUUUAAUGGUGAUGUCCAGAUUCCACAAGAAUGUACGCACUCUCCCGUACCCAAUGGAUCCUCCUGUCAGCCUUCAAUAUCCCAAGGCAGGAGCAUGUUUUCCUCUGUCCCAUCUAAUUUGCAGCACGGCAGCGUCCACACUGGACCUAUGCAAGUAUUUCAGCCAUUUUUUUUUACUGGAGCCUUCCCGUCUCAUCUGAAAGGUAAUUUACAAGUUUCUUAUUUAAUGCAUUAUCCAAACCACAUAACCAUCUGUUUAACGUAGAAGUUCUAAGAAAAGCCUCACGUAGUGUAUGCUUUUAGGAAAAACACUUAGGUUGAAACACAUCCAUUCAUAUCUGCUUUGGUUGGCAAAAUUUUGAAACUUAAUUUGUUAACUUUAUUUAGUUUUAUCUUUGCGGACCAACUUUCCUGCCUUACUGCUCUGCUCUAGGAGGGGAAGCUGAUUGGUGCAGCGUGGAGGUCACCACGCAUGCACAGUAGGCCCGCAGUGUUUCCCUUUUUUUUUUUGAAAAUCUGUUUAUUGAAGAAAAGAGAGGGUUACAGAAAGAAUUCGGCUCGCAGGCCUACUUAGAAGACAAGGGUAUUGUAGCGAUAUUUCCAUGUUUUGAGUCACAUUUAUUUUGUGCCCACGUAACCAAGUCUCCUGACAGGAUUUAAUUACAGCGAUAAGUUACGUAACUAACAGUAGGCGUACAUAGGAUAACAGAAAGGUAAAGUAUGUAGAGUGACAACCGUCACUGUUUUGGCGUACGUACAUAUGUAUAGUAUGUAACAUCCUUAUUGCUAGUAAGCGGUCUUUUAACAUAAAGCGUGGCUCUAAGUCGGGUGCCUUCAUAAGACACAGUAUACCUUGUAGCAGGAGUGCCUAAUAAUAGGCUGGACAUAGUUAACUAGCUCCUGGCAUGAAAGGAGCGUAGGUGCUUUGGUCUUAAGGUUAGGCUUGGUUAUUCUAUGGGUGUGUUCCCAUGUCCCGCAAUUCGAUGUACCGAUAAUAGUGCCAGUAUUAUGUAUUCCUUUUUUUUUUAUUUUUUUUUGGUUUUCUUGACUCUUGGCUUCCCCCUCCUCCCCCUGUCCCCCAGGCGUGUGCAUUGUGUAUUAGACAUGUAAGAGGGGUCAGCAUGGGAAAGAGAGUCGAAAAGGGAGAAAAGAAAGUAGCGGUCCUAUCAGGUUCCCCUCCCCCUCCUUGUCCCCAUGUCGCGCCCCGUGGGUGCCCAGUGGUUAUAGUCGCGUGCGAGAAGGGAGGUCUCGGUUGGGUCACGUAUUUUCAGCGUUUCGGAAUGUGUGUGGGAGGGUUGGGUCGGCGGGCCAAUGUUGGUUUCAUCUGCCCAGGGAUUAUAUUUCCAGUGAUGGAGUGGUCCCAACCCCCAUGGCUUUGGCGGGGUAGGCGCGUGAUCUGUCUCCCCGUCCACCGUCACUCCCUCCCCCCUCACGAGACCUUUAGUGCCCUCCAGCCUGGUAGAUGAACCAUGGUUGCCACAUCUCCGCGUGCCUGGUCCCCCGACCCGUCAGGGAUGCCUGUAGUGCUUCCGCCAACUGUAUGUCUCCGACUCUGUUUCGCCAUUCUGCAACCGUGGGGACCUCAGUUCGUUUCCAAUAUACAGGGAUAAGGGCUUUAGCUGCAUUCAGUAGGUGACGUAGGAUGGACUUCUUGUAACCUGAUAUGGAUCGCGAGGUGAUGUGCAGGAGAACUAGUUCCUUGGACCAUUCCGUGUCCUCCCCUAGUACCUCCUUGAUUUCAGACCGGAUUCGUUCCCAAUAUGGGAUAAUGAUCUUACAAUCCCACCAAAGGUGUAUGAUCGUGCCUCUCUCCUCCUGACAUCUCCAGCAUGUUGGGGACGCCGUUGGGAAGAUCCUGUGUAGGGCAACUGGUGUUCUAUACCACAUGGAUAUCAGUUUAUAGUUUACUUCCUGAUAGUGUGAGCUGGAGGAACUCUUGUGUUGCCAUAAAAGUGCUGCGUCCCACUGUGGUUGCGAUAUCGGUCCGCCCAUUUGUUCUUCCCAUUGUCUCCUGAAGGUGUUGUUAGUUGGGGUAGCUCCCAACAGCAGGUGUUGGUAUAGCAGUGAGAUUGCUUUGUCGAGUGUGGCUCCUCGUUGGCAAAGACCCUCAAACCAUGUGAGGUCUCUAUGUAGGUGUUCCCUGCGUGGAAUGGAUCUAUAGUAGUGUGUUAGUUGCAGGUAGCGGAGGGACGCCAUGGGCGUAUUAGGUCUGUCGGCCAUUAAUGUGUUUAGGGGUCGAAGUGCCCCUUCUUGAAGGACCGUUCGAAUCGGGAUGUAGUCCCCCUCCUCCAGAAAUAUCCAGGCCUUGGCCGAAAUGCCUCCCGCCAGAUUUGGGUUGGGGACUAUGGGGAGCAGGGGGCUGGGGGUCGGGGACACAUGGCUGGUUUUCCGUAUCGUUGCCCAAGUCUUUAGCGUCUGCGUCGUCGGGUUCCCUGCUCCUUCGCCAUCGCGACAUCUCGUUCCCCCUUGCCAUACCGCCGCUUUAAGUGUGGCCCGUGAUUCUCCCCCAUCCAGGACGACCCAUUGUUUUGGGGAAUCAGCCGCGUGCCACUCCAGGAUUCGUUGAAGUGUGGUGGCUUGGUGGUAUCUUUUGAAGUCCGGGAGCGCCAGGCCACCUCCCAGUCUAGGUAGGCAAAGUACGUUAUGGCGUAGUCGAGACUUCUCCCCUCUCCAGACAUAUCUAAUUACCGCCGAUUUCAGGGUGGAGAAGAAGGUUGUCGGUGGUGCCACUGGUAUUGUCUGAAAUAGGUAGAGGAUUCUCGGGAGCACGUUCAUCUUGAUUACUGCGAUUCGUCCGUGCCAGGUGAUGUGCGGAUAUGCCCAUCUGUCAAGAUCUGAGGUUACCUGUCGCAGGAUGUUGGCAAAGUUAUGUCGAUAAAGUUCCUGCGGGUUUGUGGUGAUCCACACUCCAAGAUAUUUCAUUUUCUCCGCGUACCAGCGGAAUGGAAAGACUGUUCCCAAUUCCAGGUAUUCUUCCGGUGGAAAGGUUAGAUUAAGUACUUCACAUUUUGAAAGAUUAAGUUUAAAUCCUGCGAUUUUCCCGAAUUUUUCGAAUUCUAGCAGUAAGCAGGGCAUCGUGACUCGUGGGUUAGAGAUAAAGAAGAGAAGAUCGUCCGCGUAUGCGGCCACCUUAUGCUCCGUUCCCCUCCAAUUGUAUCCCGAGAUGUCUGGGUUAUGGCGGAUCGCGUGUAGUAGUGGUUCCAUAGUCAUUGCAAAUAGUAGUGGCGACAAGGGGCAUCCCUGUCUAGUUCCAUUUUGAAUCUCGAAGCCGGAGGUAAGGGCCCCGUUCACCCGAAUAGAUGCGUGUGGUUUAUCAUACAGGGCAGAGAUCCACGUCAACAUGUUCUGUCCUAGGCCCAUGGCCCUCAGUGUGUCCAUCAUGUAUGACCAGUUAACACGGUCAAAGGCCUUUUCGGCGUCCGUGGAAAGGAGUAAGAUCUUGUCCCGCGUCUCCCGUGCUCUGUGUUGUAUGGAGAAGAGGCGCAGUGUACUGUCUCGCGCCUCCCUCCCCGGUAUAAACCCCGUCUGGUCUUCAUGGAUCAGGCUUGGCAAUAUACGUUGUAGCCUAGUUGCUAGUACCUUCGUGAGCAGUUUCGUAUCCACGUUUAGUAAGGAUAUUGGUCGGUAACUGCUACACUGUUCCGGGUCUUUCCCUGGUUUGAGCAGGACCGUGAUAGUGGCGGCUAGUGAUUCCGCUCCGAAUCUUUUCCCCUCGGUGAUGGUGUUGACCGCAGUAGUUAGUUGAGGUAGGAGAGUUGAGGAAAAGCGUUUGUAAUAACCUAUGGAGAAUCCAUCAGGUCCCGGUGCCUUGCCCGCCUUAGCGCUCUUCAAGGCUGCGGCCAUUUCCUCAAUGCUAAUCGGUUCGUCCAGCGUAUUCGCUGCUUCCCGUGAUACCCGGCUACCUACGUUGUCUUGUAGGUAUUCUUGGAUAGGUGUGCUGGCGUGGUUUCCCAUCGUCAUAUUUCCAGGGCCAUGUAGAUUAUACAAGGCGUGGUAAUAUCGUUGGAAUUCAUUGGCGAUGUCCUCAGGGAAUUGGGACACUGUCCCUGUUUGUAGACGUAUUUUAUGUAUCCGUGUGCGGGGGGUAUCGCCUUUCAGGACGCGGGCUAGGUAUUUGCCUCCUUUGUUAGCAUGGAUAUAGAAAAAGUUCUUGGAGUGUUGUAGUGAGCGGUAGUAUCGUUUCGUGAGAAGAUCUUUCAGUCUGCGUCGGGCAUCUGUCAGGUCUUGUCGGACACUGGCAAGUUGGUUUUGUUUGUGUUGGAGUUCCAGCUUUGAGAUAGUCCCAUAUAGGUCCGCCAUUUCCUGCAUGGUUGCCUUCCGUCGUCGAGAGGCUAUUUUUAUAAGUAUACCGCGGAUGGUACUCUUAUGAGCUUCCCAGAGUACAAUUGGAGAGGUGUCUGACACAUCAUUUUCUUCGAAGUAAAGGUCAAGAGCUCGUGCAAUUUCGUUUUCCACCUCGGGGUCCUGUAGCAAGGAUUCGUUCAGACGCCAGGUCCAUGUUGCCGGUUUGAACAGUGGCGAUUCCAGUUCCACUGUAACCGGACCGUGAUCCGACCAUGUAGCGGGGUCGAUUGUGGCCUUCUUCAGUCGCGACAGGCCUUCCUGUUGGAUUAGUACGUAGUCAAUCCGCGAGUAGCGGUUGUGAAGUGCGGAGUAGUGGGUGUAAUCUUUGACAUCCGGGUUGAGUACUCUCCAACAGUCCACCAGUCCCAAGUCACCCAUCGACUUACGUAUCGAGUGGAUGCUAGACAUAGGUAUAUAACAGUGUCCCGUGGAUGUGUCCAUCUGAGGGUCCAACGGGGUAUUGAGAUCGCCCCCCACAAUGAGUGUGCCCUCCGAGAAUCCGCUCAGUUUGUUCAUUGUUCUCCGAAGGAAACGUGCCUGGUUUUUGUUGGGCACAUAAAUGGAAGCCAGGGUGUACAUUCUGUCCGCUAUCGUGCCUUUUAGGAAGAGGUAUCUCCCUAGCUUGUCAGUUACCUUAUCUAGUUCUUUGAAGUCCAGUUCUGCUGCAAGGGUGAUAGCGACUCCUGCUUUACGGGUUGUGGGAUGAUUGCUGAAGAAGGUGUUGGGGUAUUGCCGAUUACGGAGUUUAGGCGCGGACCCCUCGAGGAAGUGAGUUUCCUGGAGCAUCGCUAUGGAGAUUCGUUUUUUCCGUAGUUCACGAAGCAGAUGGGUGCGUCGUUCCGGCACGUUCAGGCCUCGGCAGUUGAGAGCCAUAGCAGCUAGCGGAGCACCGAGGUACGCCAUCGUCAAUCCGCCAGCCAGGAGGGGGCACGCGGAGAUCCCAGCACCAGGUCUUAUAUUACAGCUAGCUGGAGGCCUGUCCACGUUCCCUCAAAGUCACCCAGUGAUCAGUCCACAGUGUAGCCGCAGGUGCGGUGGGUCGAUUAGCGUGGGAUCAACGAGUGCGCAGGGCUCCCACCCCGCGACCGGUGCUAUGUCAGGACGUCAGGCACUUCAGGUUGCGGGUCGAUAUGUCCUUAUGUGGUAGGCUCAGAGCGACUAGGGUAGUAGGGGCGAUAAGUGUACUCACACGCGGAGCACACCCUUGAGUCGGGGGGGGGGUUGUCACAGGUCCGUCAAAGUAGGUUGUAGAGUGAGGAAAGUGUGUGGGUUAAAAAAGUGGGGAGUUAUAAAGACCCCCAAGUAGAGGUGGCCCCGAGAAGGGGAAAGGAAAGUGUCCACCUCGGUCCUCCUUUGUGGAAAGGAGGGUGUAGCCGUGCGACGGCGGGAGGUGCCCGGGCCCACCCCGGUAACCAGACCGAUGUGUGGGCCUGUGGGAAGCCCCGACGUCUAAAACUGUGCACGGUUUUUGUUAGGGGUUAGCAGCCCCGCCCCAAUCCUUCUUGGGCCGAAAGUGAGAGUGUUGUAACCGAUCAAUACUAACCAGCUCCCCCCCGCCGGCCCUCCAGCCUGGUGCCGGUAUCGGUACAUGGAAAGCCAAACAUAUAAACAGUAGUAUACAUACAUUUCAACAUUGUAACAUAUGAGGACAAUACCCAGAGUCCAAUCGGCUUGCCCCCUCCACCGUCCCGUCUCCCGCCCUCCCCGAUUCCCCGGACCUGGAUGCGCCUCCUGCAUCCUGGACGUUAGUCAAUGAAAAACAAGUAACGUAUAAGUGACAUCAUCACGAACAUUAGGCAUGCAUACAUAAUAUGAGGUUAUUAUUAUGUCUCAUUCCCCUUCCCCCUUCCUUUUCCUACUUUCCCCCCAUCUGUCUUCCCUCCCCCCUCUCUGUUUACCCUUUGUGUGGCAAUUGGGGAAUAUAUUCAAUACUGUGUCUGCGAGAUAUGGCCCGGGUGUCUUCUAUGUCCCAGUACUAUCCCCCUCCACUUCUAAAUAUGCUAAAUCCUCCUAUCUGUUUCUGCGGGUGUGUUGUGGCGAGUGCCCCCUACUCCUGGGUAUGGCAGCCCAUCAAAUGACUAUCCAGAGUAUAAUGUGCCCCACCCUCUUAUCUGCUGGUACUUAACGGAGGGAAAAUAUCACGUGGUGGAGCAUGGCUUAACUAAUGAAAGGCCUGCAAGAUCCAGGGAGGUGUCAUGUAUAAGGCUAUUGAUGCGUCUUAUUCCCUGUGUGUUGUGCAGAUACUAUAACCAUUAAUUCUAGGUGCAAAACAUGCAGAUCAGUGGGGUCGAGCUUAACCAUUAGCUUAUGUGCAGGGGUAGUGUCCUGUACCGUAAAACCGUGGUGGGCUUCUCCUGAGUUGCCAGCUGAUGCUGGGGAUUCCGUUCCUCGUGUGAUGGAGCUUCGUGUAGUGGUGUGUGUUCAUCCCCCAAAGUACUUAGCUCGUCAUGUCAUCUAGAGCUUGUGUUAUGCCGCCCUCAUCCGUUUGGUACGGCAGCUCCACUUGUUUCGUAUAACGAGUGCCCCCCAGUUUCCCCACCCCAAACCUUAUUCCCGUGUGAUGGUAUGGCAAGCUGUGUUCGAGCUCAGUCUCGGCAGGAAAAAAGAAAAAAAAGAAAAAAGAGAAAAAUAUACAUGUACGUUACAUCUUCGUUAUCCAGCUGUGUAGGUCCCCGGAUCGUCCAGCAGGGUAGCAUGUUCCGUGAAAUCUAUGGCAAGUGCAGGUCUCCCAGGUGGGGGCGAGGAUCAGGGAGACGUGCCCGGCGGGGGCGGCGACAUGACCGCUUAUUCUGGUGCCUCCUGGUUGUUGCGCCUUCGUUGCGCUGGUCCCUGUGGCGGUCCUCCUCCUCGCCUCCUGGGUGCUCUUUGCGGCUGUGGUCUCCCCCCUAGGGGGCCCAGGAUCCAAUCAGGGACCGAGAUAUGCGGUAGAUCCAUUUCUUCCAGAAAUCUCGGAAUCUCCUCGGGCCAGCGUAUGGAGGACCAUCCAUUCUGGUGGCGGGCCAACAAGGCAAAGGGGUAGCCCCAUCUGUAUUGGAUAUUCCUCUCUUGAAGGGCUGCUGUUAUGGGCUUCAGUGCCCUUCUGGCCUCUAAUGUGAUGGGGGAGAGAUCAUUAAAUAGGGAUACCAUUGUGUCCCUAAAAUUCCAGGUAGGCCUGGAUCUGGCCGCCUUCAUGAUGGCGUCUUUGUCACGGAAGGAGCUGAGGCAGCAUAUUAUAUCCCUCGGGUUGUCGUCCGACGGCCUGGGGCGUAGUGCUCUGUGUGCCCGCUCAUAGCUGAAUGUGUGUGGGGCAUCCGCUCCCAGGAUCAUGCGAAAGAUGUCAUUGAGGAUGUUUUCAAUAGUUUCCCCGUCUGAUUCAGGGACCCCACGGACCCUAAUGUUGCAUCUUCUCCCCCUAUUGUCCAGAUCCUCUAUUGUUCUCCUCAUGUGUAGGAGCAUUUCCCCCUGGCGUGCAAGGGCUGUAUCGGUCGCCUGCAGCCUAGUGGCCUGGGUUUCCUGGGAGUGUUCCAGGCUUUGUAUGCGGCCUGUAUGAGCAGUUACUUCUGACCUGAUUCCUGCAAUCUCGGCUCGUAGGGCGUCCUGUAUGGAGGUGGUAUGUACCAGGAGGUCUGCUUUUGUGGCCAUGGCAGCAGCCAUUGAUCUGAUCUCCUCCCCGAUCCCCUCUAGUGUAGCGCCACGAGGUUCUCUGGGGGACUGUUCUGCCGGCGCCAUAUUGGAUCCGCUGGCCUCCCCGCUCAUGUCGGCUUGGCUGUGGAGGAAACCGUCCAUCGGGCCGUGAGUGUGCCCUAUCUGGGAGCCCCUCGGGGUCUGGGGGGCAUCAGUGCGACGGUGGCGUCCCAUGUGUGCGGAGAGUUGCUGAUUAAUAGGCUGUGGUAGGUGCCGGCGGGUCGGAGCUCACUCUCUAUGCGUCCAUCUCGCUCGGAGCUCAGGCCACGCCCCUCGCAGUGUUUCCCUUUGGGGAAGCAUUGGAUUAGCUGAGAUCAUCACUGAUAAUCUCAUCCGGGGGCGGAGUGUUGGCCACAGCAAGACCACCACGUAUUGAGUAAAUUAAACAAUUUUAUUAAUGUCUCAAGGCGAGAGGCAUAACUCUAAUUCAACAGGAGUACCUCUAACUUUAAAAAUACAACUUUGUAUUCCUAACGUUAGAGCGCUCAUUACAGGUCAAGAGAAAAGCCGCCAUAUGCCAAUAAAAGGUUAACAAAUAACACGGAUCUGGUUUAUUACGAAAUAGAUGAAUCAUUUUAACCUUUGGUCCAAUUGAGUGUCAAUUCCCCUGCAUUCACCUUGCGGGAACAUUCAGGGAUCGUAGUUUUCAAGGCCCCAUGACUUCAAAUCACGAAAUAUCAGAGCAAAAUACAUCCGAUGGUAAGAUAACUUUUUUUUAUAUGUGUUGCAUUACCAUGGAGCUUCUUCGGAAGGAUCACAGAGGACCUAUACAUACAAUAUAGUUCAGUUUUAAACAUGUUGCUAAUUUUAGGAUUAAGCUAGGAAUAGAAUAAGGAUGUCACUAUUUCUGCUGUUUUAGCCGUUUGAUAUAAAAAAAAUUUGUUCAUUUAUUUUUAAACUGAAAUUUAAUUCUGUAAAUCUAUAUCUUAGCCAUGAUCUAUUUUUAAUUCAUUAUUUGUUAUGAUAUCAGUGAUAUUAGUAAAGUGGACAUUUAUCUAGGGGCUCUUUUAUGAAGUGCCCUCUAGUGGCUAUCUAAUAGACAGCCACUAGGGGAGGACUUAACCCUGCAAGGUAAUUAUUGCAGUUUAUAAAAACUGCAAUAAUUACACUUGCAGGGUUAAGGGUAGUGGGAGUUGGCACCCAGACGACUCCAAUGGGCAGAAGUGGUCUGGGUGCCUACAGUGUCCCUUUAAAAGAAAAAUGUUUUUAUUUUUAUUAUUAUUAUUGAGUUUACAAUACACAAAUAAGUGAGAGUCAAAAAAACAAAAAUCGCCUGUGAACGAGUGUCCCCACAUAAAGAGACUGCAUGACAAUAAUAGAAGCUUCCAAACACUGUUGAUAUUCCAGCCUUUAAAAUGGCAAAAAUGCACAUUCUCCAUGAGGGACACCGCUUCUUGUGUAUUUGUAAUGCACAUAUAUAACUUAAUAUCCCUCAAUAACCACUCCAGCUGGCUGGUUCCCUGGCAGAGCCCCGUGGUGAAAUGCCAGCUCACACCCUCAACCAAUGAAUAAUGUUACAGUACAGUAUGAGUUAGUAUGAAAAUGGGGAGCAGUAAACUUCUGCUUCACCACAUCAAACUGGGGUACAAUUAAUGCCCAGCCGGGGGUAGGUAAGUGUCAAACUGUUCUCAAGUCGUUUACAAUUUACCAUCAAACCAAUCCAUGGUGGAGCUGUGAAAUUUUGACAUCAGUGAUAUUAAAAUAAAUUCUGACCUCCUUGAAAUGAGGCAAAGAAAGAGAAAGGAACUGCACUCAAUUCACUACAGACACGGGAUGCAUAACUGAACCGAGGGCCAGCACAAUCCCAUAGAGUAGAUACCAGUGUUAGAGAGAAGAUCCAGUCACUCCUUCACCCACUCCCAAACGCCAUCCAAGAAUUCUCUCCUUCACCAUCUUUGUUUAGCUCUAGAUCUGCAAUUCCUUUUGGAGAGCUAUGUCCCCUCUGGACCAUUGAAAAUGGGUUUCUAAAUUUCAAUGGAUUUUGGGUCCUGGUCUUCUGAAGACCAAGCUUCUCAGCGCGCGCGUGUAUGUGUUUGUUUGUGUUUCCCUUUGAGUUGCGAAAUCGAUAUCUGAACUCCUUCUAGUGUCCAUCAGAGGGAGAAACUAUCUGCUAUGCUUCCUUUAGGAAGGUUCCCAGGGCUAUGGACACUGACUGUUCUGUCACCGUAUUUAGUUCUCUUUUCUAGUUUUUCUAGCGUUUAAUUUUUAAAUUUUUUUUUUUAAUCUAAACUUUGUUUUUGCUAUCUAAAUAUAUUGCAGCUUAUAAUUUUGAUAAAACUGUUCACAUGUUAUUUUUAUGCACUGUCAUUAAUAUAUAGCCUUAUUCUGUAUAGCUACUUAAAAAAAAGAUUAAUAUGGCUGCUGCCAUAGUUAGGCAACUAGGAAUUUUGUCCUUGCACUUGGGUGUUUGUCAGCCCGUUCAACACUGCUUGCACCGAUGUCUGCUUGUGCAGUGGUGGAAAUACAGGGGUCACAGGGUGUGCGACCUGGCCCUCUGUGUUUCACCUGUCAGAGGGUGGCCCAAGAGCUGGCCACCAUAGGGCCCCCCGAGGUGGACGGCGAGGGAGCUGUAUUCCUACUGCUCUUCUUGCUCUGCGACCUUGCCCAGCCUGCUCUGAUGCCGGGAGCCGGAAUAUGACAUCACUCCGGCCCGGCAUCAUGACUACAAAAAGCCAAGUGCAAAAAACUGUACAUUGCGUAAAACAUCUGGUGUGUCACAUCAGAUUUUUAAGUUAAAUGCCCAUAACGUUUGGUUUUAGUAUUCUUUAUGUGUAAAUACAAACAUGUAUUCCUGACACUAUAGUGUUAAACUAACUAGGUUACGAUCCCACCUCCAAUCUCACAGAAAAGGUGUUUUACUCACUUUUGUCCCAUGCUGCGCUGAUCUUACCGCGGCUGGCCCCGUCUCCAUAGCUGAGAUUAUCAAUUUUGAUCAAUUUAGCUAAUCUAAUGCUUUCCUUUAGGAAAGCAUUGGGAGGCUAUUGCGCAUGCAUGGCAAAACACCAUGCUGCGCCAAUCAGCAUCUCCUCAUAGAGAUGCAUUAGAUUAAUGCAUGCCUAUGGGGAGCGUUCAGCGUGUCCAUGCAGCACUGUAAAAAGAAUCCGCUAUAGUGGCCAUCUGAGUGACUGUCACUAGAGGCGUUACUAGGCCUUUUCUCUGAAAAUUUUCUCUUUACAUUGAAAAACCUGCAGGGACAGAAUAUAGACACCAGAACCACUACAUUUAGUUAUAGUGGUUCUGGUGACUAUAGUGUCUGUGACGAACAGCAUUUCACCACAAGCGUUUGGAGGGGCCUGAUUGCCAGCCUCUUGCCCCAGGAUUAUGGCCCAUGCACUAAAACCUUGUCCCCAGAUGGUGAAAGGGCUUGUACGUGCAAGUACCGAACAAAUUGCCCUACGACCGACCACCCGGUAUGUGGAGUGUGCCGCUCAUCAGCCUCCCAGAAGAUGCGGUUUGCGGUUAACCGCAGCUUAAUUGACGAACGGCUGGGUGGUCGUCGUUCGUAUGAACGAACAUGUGGCGGCGGCCACCUUUAACUGCCGAAUGCCCAGUGGUGUUUGUCGUUGUCCGCGUGGAACUGUUUUCGGCUACCAUUUCCCACGAACACUGCUGGGACAUCCAAACUUUCCAUCCGUUCGUCUAUAUACAUACGAACGCCGCGUCGUUCGUUAGUUUCACACUCACGAACUAGACUGACCCUAUGAUUAAAAACUGUGGAACUAAUGCUGGGUUGAAUUCUGCCGAACAGCCAUUGAGACAACUUUAACCCCAUGGCGAUCCAACUGUAUUCGUGAGAUCUGAGCACGUUUCGGACAUAUUGAGCGCUCAGGUCCAAGCUAUCUGGGGAUAUGUUGGACAUAUAGCUUAAACAUUGUAUUAUAUGAGUUAUGUAUUUUUAUGUGGUUUUUGUUACAGUUUUUGACUUAGAGAUAUUUCCUGUACCUGGAAAUUAUUAAGUUACCACAGCCACUUAAGCCAAUUAGCUCCAGGAUAGAGUGGAGGGUUUUGUUUUGAUUGGUUUAUGCUCCUUUUGUUCCUAUGUUCCAUCAGGUCCAGGGGGUGUGCCUGUGGCCUGGAAAUGUGUAAAUAAGAAAUGCAAGUUGCUCAUUAAACCAGUUCUACUUGACCUUCAACUCGCAGCCUUGACUUGUGUUUGGAGGGGACAGCUAUAAUCACUACAGGGAUUGCUAUGCUCUUCAUACUCCCUUAGCUUCACUGAGCUCUUGUAAGAUCUUGUUCCUGUUCCUGCUUCACCCAUUGGGGAAAGAGAGGUUCACUCACUGGAACCUGGAGCCUUGUCGUAGGUCCGGGGUGGGUAGGAGACGGCAAGACCCCAACCAAGCCGCGGCGGUUCAUGGGGUCUGUGGUGGUUAUGGUGUCUGGUCUGGUGCUGAUGUUCCUUGGUGAGCGCUAGGAGCAUCCUUCUACGGUCCAACCCUCAGCUAGCCUGGGGCAACCGUAACAGUGUCUCUUUAGGAAUUGUAUUUUUGUUGUUGAAAAUUAAGCUUUGUUUAAUAAAAAAUUUAAAAAGUCUCCUAACUUUUUUUAGCUGGCACCUAGAUUCCAAGCAAAUUUGUCAGGCCCUGGUUUAGACACCAGGAAACCCCACAAAUAAAGUUACCACCAAUAGCUCGUCCCUGAGUGCCCUAGCUGUUAGAACCAUGCCCUGAUACCAUGCUCUAAAAGGUUAAAUGUUUGGCCGAGUUCCGAGCCAAUGAAUAGUUCCAUGCAGCCAUCCUGAGCUGGCAGGCUGCAUUGGAGCACUCAACCAGCACAGAUAGGCGACCUGGUGGUCAGAUUUCAGAUUGCUUGGUCUGGAAGUGUCUGCUAGGAGAAAGCAAGAGCCACGGCAGGGUGAUUAUCAGUCUUUUCUGCUUAGUUAGUAAAACCUCGUUAUUGGACUCCUAUGACAGCACUGAGACCGGGCCUGGGAUCACCGAUAUUUUUACAGACACCGACAACUCAAAAAUGGAAAACUUCGAACUUCAAAUACUCGUAGGCACUAAUGCCAAAACAACUGUCCACUAUGUAUAGAAUCAACAUGAUACCAAUCAUGACUGAAUUGGAAUACCUUCUCACUGGAUGGUAAAACCUCCCUUUGACUAUAUCGGGGAGUGUCACCUUACUAAAAUCUGUAAUAAUACCAAGGCUUCUUUUUCAAAACAUGGAGUGACAAUGGAAACCUCAAACCAUGCCACAAAAGUAACCCACAUGGAUCUUAGCUGCAGUACGUAAUAGUAUACUGCACAAUUGGAUCGAUCCAUGCCCUCCCUCAUUAUCGUUACUGCACACUAAGCUAUCUUUAUUUUAUAUGGACUGGGUAGAAACCUCACCAAAUAAAAGUACUUUAACGAAAAAAAUAUUUCUUAUCUGGCAAACAUAUGCUAACACAUUGGAUAGAACUAUCCAAGCGAAAAUGAAAACUACUUUUUUUAUUCAUGGUCUGGUACUUAAACAGGAUAAUAGCAGCAUAAUGCCAACCUUCCAAACCAAGUUAUCACGAAACAGUCAUCCUUAACAGUAAGCUACUCACGAGCUUAACCAGCCAAAACACUGAGAGAGAGCAUGUUUAGUUCAUUUUAAUGUAUUGUUCUAUUUGUUGAACAAUAUUCAUGUCUUUUUAUUUUAUUUUAUUUAUUUUUUUAGAUAUAAUCUAAUGCAUAAUUAAAUAUACUAAACAUUGAUUUAAAAAAAAUGUUUGUAUUUGGGCUGUGGAGUGUCUCUUUUAAGGAUUUACCUGGCAACAUCAAUGUGUCCUCCAGCAAGUCCACAGAUGCUGGGGGAGGUUAGGAGUCUUGCAAUGUAAUGACAAUUAAACCACCAUAUUUUUUUUACAUGUAGUAGGUAUAAGAUAACCAAAUUAACCUCUUCCUGACCGCGGACGUAUCAGGUACAUCCGACAAAAACUGGUCCUUAACUUACCUGAUAUGUCCGCGGCUUAUUUGAGCGCUGGAAGCGAUCAUGAUCGCUUCCAGCCGCUCUGAUGGUAUUGCAGCAAUGCCUCUAUAUCGAGGCAUCAUGCAAUACUUCUCCUUACUGCCGGCUUCUGAUGCUCUGCCUGUGCUGAGUGCCUCGAGGGACUAGGCACUCAGUGAAGAAUUAAGAAAAUCAAAGAAAAUAAUUAAAAUUACAUCAUGGGGCUUCCGGGGGUGUCCAUAGCCUGCCUCAUCAUAGAGGCAGGCUGGGCACAUCCAAUCUGAGCUUGCCCCUAUAACAAUUUUAUUUUAACUAUGAUCCCCAUUUGUCUGAUCAGGUCAGUAUUAGUAAAUAUUGACUCUGAUCAGUUUGGAUCUCCCUCCCUCUCUUCACUUGUGUUUGUUUUACUGAGAGAGGGAGAGAGAUAUGUGUUUUAGGUAGAGAGAUUUAGGUAUUUUUAGGUAGGGAUUUGUAAAAUUGUGAGACCCAAGAGCUCUUUUCCGAGCCAUUAACCCCUAUCUUGCCAGUGAUCACUAUAAUCACUGGCUCUUGCACAGCAGCACUUUUUUGCUGUCUGCAUUUUUUUAAGGGUUAAUUGUAUUUUUUAAAAAAAAUUUUGUGUGACAGAUCACUAAGUAAAGUAAUUGUGAUCAUGUCACAGAGGUCGUAUAGCACUGAGGAGGCGUAUGCCAUCCUUGCGUUAGUCUGACGCGUCUACGUCUGACUCCGACCCUGAUUUUGACUUUGCCAGGUGCUCAGAUACAUCACUAGAUACAGUGUCUGCUACUAGUGAUGUAUCUAGUUAUGUUGUAUCUGUGCCUGCUAGUCCCCCUGCCAGAAGGAGACGUGCUGCUCCAGCUGGCAGUACUGCUGAGGAGUUGGUAGUGCCUCAUCGCCAGAGGCCAGAUAUCCCACCCUUCACUGCAAAUCCUGGCAUCAAUGUGGAUGUUGCAGGAUUUAGCCAUCAGCAUUUUAUGGAGGUGUUUCUGGGCAAUGUAUUGGGGAACAUUGUCGCCCAAACUAAUUUAUAUGCCAAUCAGUUCCGUCCUUCUAAGCCUGAGUCUUUUUUGGCAAAGCAGCAAUGGGCCCCCGUCGACAUGCCAGAAUUUAAAAAAAAUUCUGGGCCUUGACUAUGCUGAUGGGCAUCAUAAAGAAGCCCUCCAUCCGCUCCUACUGGAGCAGUAGCCCCAUCUGCUCUACCCCCACUUACUCCCAGUGUAUUUCGAGGAAAAGGUAUGGAAUGAUUCUGCAUUUCAUUCAUUUCAGCGACAACAGCCUGUGCCCUCCUAGGGAGCAUUCCCAGUUUGACAGGCUGUAUAAAAUCCGCCCCCUGUUUACUCACUUCGCUGCCAGGUUUGCAGAGGCUUAUACACCUGGAAGGAAUAUAUGCGUGGAUGAAUCCCUGAUGAAGUAUAAGGCAAGGCUGGGAUUCAAGCAGGAUAUUCCUUCCAAGCGCUCCAGGUAUGGUGUAAAGGUGUAUAAGCUCUGUGAUUGCGAGACUGGAUAUACUCAGGCAUUCUGGGUGUACGAGGGAAAAGAUAGCCACCUUGACCCUCCAGGUUGCCAAGAACAUAUGGGAACCAGUGGCAAGAUUGUCUGGGACUUGAUAUUCCCCCUGAUGAACAAAGGGUGCCACUUGUAUACUGACAAUGUUUAUACAAGUGUGCCUUUGUUAAAGCUACUGUAUUGUUUUGAUACAGUAGCUUGCGGUACAAUGAAAAAGAACCGCGCAGGUUUCCCAGGACAACUUGCACGCACCCGGCUACGAAGGGGGAGACCUCAACUCUGCUCCAAGAGGAGCUGUUGGCAGUUAAGUACAGAGACAAGAGGGAUGUGUACCUUCUUACCACCAUCCACACUGAGAGGACUGUGGAGGUCUCUGUACGUGGCAGAGCUGAGAGAACAAGGAAGCCAGUGUGCAUCAAGGCCUAUAACCGGCAUAUGGGUGGGGUUGAUCUAGCAGAUCAGCUGCUGCAGCCCUACCCAAUUAUACGAAAGACAAGUGCCUGGUACAAAAAGGUUGCAAUCUACUUAAUGCAGAUUGGAAUCCACAGCGCUUUUUUGUUGUGCAGAAAGGCAAACCCCGGAAUGCAACUGACUUUUUUACAGUUUCAGCUCAAGAUCAUUUCAGGGAUUUGUACCGUGAUGCACCUGCUCCCCAGGCGGUGAUGGGAGAGAGCAGAGUUGGGGCUAUUUUUAAAAUCCCCCCUACUGCGGAAAGCAGAAUCCCCAAAGCAGAGUCUGUUUUAAGAGGGGGCAGAGAAAAGAUACUGAAUAUCACUGUCCUUAUUGCCCUGGACAGCCUGGACUCUGCAUUGGGGACUGCUUUAAACGAUACGACAUGCUGGUCCAUUUUUAGUUAUUUUUUUAACAUUUGCUGUUCAAUUUUUUUUUUUUUUGUUACGUUUAUCCUAUGUAUGGUGGGCAUGGGUGUACUCAGCAGGCCUUGCAGAAAACAGCUUGGAGUGUUUUCUUGCAAUAACCAACAACAUGCUCCCCUAAAUCACAGUCAAAAAGCAAUGUGUGUGUAAAAAUGAAAAUUGAAAAAUUACCACCACACAUUUUCUCCAAUUUUUUGACUAAAACGAUUGCAUCAAAGGCAUCAAAACACUCCAUAUACAACACCGUGUCAACUUUUCAAAUAUAUGCAUGCUCAUGGCAAGAAAAUAAAUUGGGAUAUCUAAAAAAGCCCCCAAAAAGAAGAUAGGCAAAGAAGAUAUGUCAGAUUUGAAAAACACGUCAGAAGUUUAGCAUUGCAUCACCCAAACUGCCCAACAAACCUAUGCAUAGGUGGUAUCACUGUACUCAGGAGAUGUUGCUGAACACAUAUUGGGGUGUUCUUUGGCAGUAACACCUAACAGGAGCUGAGAAUCCACGCCUAAAUUAGAAUGUGUGUGAAAAAUAACUCAAAAAAAUGACUACCCAAAAGUUUGACAAAGACUGGUGGUAGAAUUAGUGCAUGGAAAGUGUUAAAAUACCACCAUUAGAAAUACCCUAGGGUGUUUUCUUUUCAAAACUAUUUGGUUUGAUGGGGGGUAAAUUAUUAGGGUUAUUCGGGGAUUCCUGACAGAUAUCAGUGUUACUUGCGUUAAGUUUGAAAAACAAUGGUUUUCAAAUAGCAAAUUGCUACUUGUACUUAUUGCCCUAUAACUUGCAAAAAUAAAAGCUAAGAAUAUGCUGACAUUGGGCAUUUCUAAACUCAGGACAAAAUUUAGAAACGAUGUAGCAUGGGUGUUUUUUGGCGGUUGUAGAUGCGCAACAGAUUUUGGUUCAAAAGUUCAAAAAAAUUGUAUUUUAUUACAUUUUUCAUCAUAUUUUAUAAAAAAAAUAAUUAUAGUAAAUUAUACGAUAUGAUGGAAAUAAUGGUAUCUUUGGAAAGACCAUUUAAUGGUGAACAAAACGGUAUAUAACAUGUGCGGGUACAGUAAAUAAGUAAGAGGAAAAUUACAGCUUAACACAAACACAGCAGAAAUGUAAAAAGAGCCCUGGUCCUUAACGGUAAGAAAAUUGAAAAACUGUCUGGUCACAAAGAGGUUAAAUGGACACUAUAAGCACCCAGAACACUUCAGCUCAUUGAAAUGGUCUGUGUGCAAUGUUCCUGUCCCCCUUAGUCCUUCAAUCUAAUACAUUGCAGUUCUUGAGAAACUACAAUGUUUAUUUUGCAGCACUAAAACUGCUAAUAGUGACUGUCUACCUGACAGCCACUAAAGGUGCACCUGGGAGUUUACCGGACUCUAGGUCACCUAACUCACGCUGGACGUCCUUACGCACUGCAUGAGGAUACCCAGUGUCAUUGAAAUGCCCAUAGGAAAGCAUUAAGUCAAUGCUGUGUGAGUAAAUACAAGGGUAUUUUUUUGACCCUUUAUGUUCCUCUGAGAGGGAGGGGGUGGCCCAGAAGGCACUAUAGAAUCCCCUUAAGAAUUCAGGUAACAUUCUCUGUUUGUGACCAUGGCAACCUGCAAACAAAACACAGGGGCUUUCUGAACAUGAAGAGGCAAGCUUCUUAAAAAAUUCAUUAUUUUAUUCUUGAGUUAGACACAUUUAUUUUAAAUAGGACCUAUCAUAAUCUCUAUUUUUUUCCCAAAGCUCAGCCAUGUAUUAUAACAUGUUUGCAGGUGACAUCUGGAAGAAGAAUAUCUAUUCACCUUUACUUGAUGUAAUGAUCAUUUCUUGUGUAUUGUGUAAGACGUUCCCUUUCACUAUCACUACAGGUGAUGUGAAAGUUCAGGGCAAGGCAGCUGGAAAUUAAUAUUCUGUUUUUUUGAGUGCUUUUUUUUUUUUUACUGAUUUGUGUUCGCAAUCUUUAAAGACAUAAAAGAAAAGAAAAUAUGUUUGAUACACAAUGAAUAAAACAAAAACACAUAUGAAUGUGCAUUACUAAUACCUAAGCAUAUACGCCGUCUCUUUCUAAUAUGCGCAUGCAACAUCAGCUUUUAGAGUCAACAAAUAUUGUCAUGUUUCUAUUCUGACUUGUUAAAAUAUUUUCAGAGGUAUUUAUAAGCACACCCUACUUUAUCUUAGGUAAAUAUAUUUUGAUUGCUUUGGAAUUCAAGUGAAGUUUUAAUGCAAUACAUGUCGGCAUUUUUCUGUGUAUAUGAAAACUUCACAUGUAACAGAACCUUUUAUUUAUUUAUUUUUUAAUAAAGUUUGCUUCUAUUAACUUUUCAGAGUUGGUUCUAAAAGUGCGAAUUCAGAACAGCACUCUCGUUGACAAUGACUUCAUUGAAGUUGAAAUGGAUAGGGAAGAGCUUACGUACCGUGAACUGGUUCGUGUGUGCUGCUACGAACUUGGCGUUAGCCCUGAGCAAGUGGAGAAAAUUAGAAAACUACCCAACACUAUAAUUCGAAAGGUAAUGAAACAUAUCCCGAUAUGGCGUGUGUACACACUGAUUCAGAGAAUAUAUCACUUUGUGAUUAAGGUAAGUUUUAAGUGGAAUUGCUACAUUAUCGUUGUGGCUAAUAAGGAUACACGGUAUGGUUGCUAUAGAAAACCCUAGUGUUCAUGUAACCACUCUUAAAUGGUUUGACCCAAAAAAAUCAUGCGAAAGUGCCCAUAGCCUCUUUGCAAAAUAACUAGUGCAAUGAUUUAUAAGGUUGCUGGUGCUUAGUGUGUCCCUUUGAAUUUUUUUAAGGUCGUAGUUUCAUACCUCCAAAUAUUGGGAGGUGGAGCACAAAGCUCUGCUGAUGGCGAAAAGGCGUCCUCGUUAUUUUUUCUUCUCUUCUCCUUUUAUUUUUUUUUAACCUUUUCUUAAGCCCCUAGUAUGUUAAAGAUUAUACUCUCCCUGGCCACUUGCCUGUAUUUAUAUUGUCUUUUCUUUCUUGCACCGGAUCUCAAUAUCUGGGAGAAGCCAUUUUGUUCUCCUGUGCCCCAUGCGGUCUGCUGUUUCACCCUUCUGUGGGAUUGAUUUUACUGAUGGCUUAUGGGUAGAUUCAAACCGAAGCCUGAACCUUGCCUAAGCUCUGCCUGUCAUGUUUUAUCUACUUGACUGCGAAACGCGAGGAAAAAUAGUCCCUACUUUUCCUUAUUUAUUUUAUAAAAACUUGAGCACUGAGUAAAAAAUUAAAAUUGAGAUCCAGACACAGGGAACAAUAUUGAAACCGAUUAGAGGUGACAGAGCUGCUAUAAUGACAUGCAUUUUUGGGGAACUCGUCUCUGGCUUUUGCAAAAGCGGGACAACAAAGUGUCGCAAAAUACAGACUGUCCAACACAAUAGGACAGUAUGGACGUGUAUGUAGUUUUUGAAGGUAUGUAGUUGUGCAUGGUGCUUAACAUAGGGGUACACGUUUCCAGAGUAGCAUAUAUUCUGAAUAUUGAUCCUUAUGGUCAAAAUAUUCAGGGACCUGUAAAGAACAAUGACGUUUCUGUUUGGCUUUGAGAGGUUGGAUCAUGUCUGGGCUUGUUUAGCAACACACAAGAAAAAUAUAGUUUCUCCUGAUAAAUAUGCUGUGCAAACCACACCCACUGCAGAAAUAUCUACAGAAAAUCUCUAUUGUACAGAAACAAAAAAAAAGUCAAAGAAAUAUACUAACAGAAUGGGAUUACUUUACCUUUAAAAGAUUAUAUGUCUACAUCUUAAGUGAGAUCUGUCACUUUUCUGAAUAGGGUACCUUUUAAUACCACGCUUAAAACGGCUAAAUACAGAGAUUACAUUAUUUUCCCUAGUUAUGCGUCUUUUAUAUUACAUAAUUUUCAGAAAUUAUAAAUAAAAAAUAUAUAUAUAUAUAUAUAUAAUGUUAUAUGAGAGAGACAUACACAUAUAGAAACCUGUAGCAGAAUUUUUCCAAAUCAUCACAUUUUUGGGAAAUGUGCAAUUCUGAUUUCAAUACUCUAGAGUUUGUUAAAAGUAAGCCCCACAGUGUCAUUUGUUACUUUGGUGUUUUCUGACCAUUACAAUGCCAAAAUGUAUCAUAAAUUAAUGUUGUGACAAGGCGUUAUUCCCUUUUAACAAUUCUUCCCUAAAAGGAAGAAGUGAUCAUGGUAGCGAGCUUCACGGAACAAUUAGUUAAUUGUUGCAAAGAUUAGCCAUCACUGGUUUAGGAGAUAUUAAGUCCAGUAUUCUAUGUAUUACAGAAAUUCGUUAAUUUAUUUUUAAUAAUCAAUAGUCUAAUCGUGUGUUUUUUUUGUUAUUAUUUUAUUUUCAAGGACAAAGAUGUUGCAAGACUUCAAGAUUUCCAGGAGUUGGAACUCGUUCUCCGAACCGACAGCAGUAUGUUUCGAACAGCGGCCACCCUGGCCGAGCGGCCAUGUUUCAACAAUAAAGCUUCACAUCUAACAUACUAAUAGCAUCACACAAAGGCAUGUGUUCAAACUGAGUAUAUUCUAAUAACCCAACUAAACAUGGAACAAUAAAAUACUAAUAAUUAAUCCGCUAAACGUUUCAAAAAGCACAAAUCACUGGGAGAAUGGGAGAAGCAGUAUUUUUUACUAAUUCCGUUAACUCAUAUUAUUUUUUAAUCGGCUGUUUUUUGCAGUAUUUCAGGGGUGCCGUAGGGCUAUUUUUACAUAAAUUACUUGGUAGUCUAUCUGGCUUUUAAUUUAUAACCCAGGAUCUUUCCAAUCUUUCCAAUAUGUGUGAAAUCCCAAAUGUAGCUUUGUAGGCAUAUUUAAUUUAUUGACAGUGGACGUUAACAAAAUGACCUUUAUUCUGUACUAAGGAGGGCCUGUUGUAGCCUUUUUCUGACUGACACCAAUUAAUCUGACCUAAUACAACAAUUUAAAGAGAUACAUUAUAGAAAAGAUGCUUUGUUAAAGACUGCACAGAUUUUUUGGAAUUUAAGUACUUAUUGUUUACAAAUAAACAGCUACAAUAUUGUCUAU